Molecule: messenger RNA, 405 nt
Organism: Dictyostelium purpureum
Lineage: Eukaryota; Evosea; Eumycetozoa; Dictyosteliales; Dictyosteliaceae
Exons: 1
Coding region: 1-405 (134 amino acids)
Biological process (GO): mitochondrial electron transport, succinate to ubiquinone; protein-FAD linkage; mitochondrial respiratory chain complex II assembly
Cellular component (GO): mitochondrion
Source: RefSeq, a predicted model, not a curated record
AUGUUUAGAUCAAUUUUAAAAUUAAAUAGAAACAGUUUAAAUAGUAUUAGAUUAUUUUCAUCAUCAACUAAUGGUGGAAAAUUUACUAUUUCAAGCAAUGUAGAUAAAAUACCAAAUAAUGAAAUUUCAAAUGUUGAAAAAUUAAGAAAGAAAUUACUAUAUCAAAGUAAAGAAAGAGGAAUGUUAGAGAACGAUUUAUUAUUAGGUAGUUUUGCAACCAACAAUAUUCAAAAAUUAACAGAACAACAAUUAAAAGAUUAUGAUUUAUUAUUACAACAACCAGACCCAGAUAUUUUCAAUUGGAUUUUAAACAAAACUGUUAUACCAGACGAAUUCGAAACUGAAGUUUUAAAAAUGAUCCAACACCACUGCCAAAAUGACCCAUUAGGCUAUACAAGAAAAUAA